AUGGAACGACAAAUGAAAAAUGUUUGCAUACAAAAUGAACGUUUAAAUAAUCAAUUAGAAAAAUAUACAUUACAAUUUAAACAACUUCAACAUGAAAUGAGUAUUAAAAUGCAAGACAUAUCAACACUUAAAGAUGAAACAGACAGAUUACGUACAAGUGAAAUUCAAUAUCGUUUGGAAGCCGAUCGUCUUACAGCUUAUCUUCACGAUGAUCAAAUAAAAAUUCAACAACUUGAACGUGAUUUAUAUGAUAUAAAACAGCGACAAUUAAAUAAUGAUGACAAAUCAAUUGCUAAUCUUCGUGAAUUACUUGAAUUAAAAGAACGUGAAUUAAAUGCAUUAAAAGAAAAAUUAGAUUAUACUAAACAAACUCAUCAAAUUGAAUUACAAGAAGCAACUAAAGCCAAUCAGUUUUCACUUGAUAGUGAAAAACGUCUUGAACAAGCCGAUUUACGAAAUAAAGACAAACGACGAGAAUUGGAAACAAAAGUGACGAAAUUCUGUACAAUUACUAGACCUUUAAUUGAAAAUCAACAGUUAUUUAAAGAGAAUCCAAUAAUUAAUAUGGAUGAACUACGCAAAUUAAUUGGUGAAGUUGAUACAGAAAAACGAGUUUCAAAUACACUUAGUCCAAUUCGUGAUUGUUUGGGUCUUUUGGAAGCUCAAAUGAGAGAUUUACACAGAUUUGAAUGUCUUGCAUGUGAAAGUCGAUGGGAAGUUACACAUGAUAUUCGUGAUUUACAAGAAGCAUGUUUAGAUCCAAAUCGUUUUCUUGAAUCAUCAAUUGUUGAACCUAUGGCAGGAUGUUCAUGUCCAAUAAUAAUUGAUUUUAUUGAGAGCGAUGUUCGAUUGAUUGUAGAUGAUAUGAUAGAUGAAGUGACAUCAACAAUUGCAGUGAACUAA
This is a messenger RNA of Adineta steineri, 903 nucleotides long. The record is from the annotation of a GenBank genome assembly. NCBI's taxonomy places the organism in Eukaryota, Metazoa, Rotifera, Eurotatoria, Adinetida, Adinetidae.